AUGGCCAGUAAAAAAGGCACACAAACUGACGUCCUCCAAAGCCUCGAAGGCAGACUUCUUUUCGCCGUCCCCAAGAAGGGCCGUCUUUUGCAAGCCUGCUUAAACCUCCUCGAGGGCGCCGACAUCCAGUUCCGUCGCGAGAACCGUCUCGACAUUGCGCUCGUCAAGAACCUCCCCAUUGCCCUCGUUUUCCUUCCCGCCGCCGAUAUCCCCACCUUCGUUGGUGAGGGCCGUGUCGACCUCGGUAUCACUGGCUACGACCAAGUUCAGGAGCACGAUGCCGGCGUCCGCGCCGCUGCCCGCGCCCGUCGCCAGAGCGGCGAGUGGAGCGCCCAGGACGGCGAAAAGGCUAAGCCCCAGGGUUGCGAUACCGUCAUGGACCUCGGCUUCGGCGCUUGCAAACUCCAGGUCCAGGUUCCCGUUAAGGGCGAGUACGCCACCGGCAAGGACUUGAUCGGUAAGAACAUCGGCACCAGCUUCGUCCACCUUGCGCAAGAAUACUUUGCCCGUCUCGAGCUGGAACAGGAGGGUCUUGUGGAUGCCAAUGCCUCCCAGUUGGCCGGCCGUAAGCUCAAGACUCAGAUUAUCGAGCUCAGCGGCAGUGUCGAGGCUGCCUGCGCUCUUGGUGUUGCCGACGGCAUCGUCGAUCUUGUUGAGUCUGGAGAGACCAUGAAGGCCGCCGGUCUCAUGGCUAUCGACACCGUCGUUUCAACCUCCGCCAUCCUCAUCAAGUCCAAGGCCCCCAGCAACCCGGAGAUGGUUGACCUCAUCGCGGCCCGUAUUGGUGGCGUUAUCACCGCCCAAAAAUACGUGCUCUGCCAGUACAACGUCGAGCGCACCCGUCUGGCCGAUGCCACCAAGAUCACCCCCGGCAAGCGCGCCCCUACCGUCACCUCGCUCGAGGCCGAGGGCUGGGUUGCCGUCAGCGCUAUGGUUGAGAAGAAGCGUAUCGCUACUGUCAUGGACGAUCUCACCACCGUUGGUGCUACUGAUAUUAUCGUGCUCGACAUCCACAACACUCGUGGCAGCAGGGCGUAA
Sordaria macrospora k-hell is the source of this 1038-nucleotide messenger RNA. RefSeq lists its product as uncharacterized. Gene Ontology annotation, molecular function: magnesium ion binding; ATP phosphoribosyltransferase activity. Gene Ontology annotation, cellular component: cytoplasm. Lineage: Eukaryota; Fungi; Ascomycota; Sordariomycetes; Sordariales; Sordariaceae. Gene Ontology annotation, biological process: L-histidine biosynthetic process. The record is from RefSeq and is a predicted model, not a curated record.